Messenger RNA from Aspergillus steynii IBT 23096, 2397 nucleotides. RefSeq names its product putative proteinase. Bases 196 to 2205 code for a protein of 669 amino acids. Lineage: Eukaryota; Fungi; Ascomycota; Eurotiomycetes; Eurotiales; Aspergillaceae. The record is from RefSeq and is a predicted model, not a curated record. The transcript is spliced from 6 exons.
AUUUUUCAUCUCGACGGCCUAUCGGUCUGUAGUCUUUCCAAACCCUUUUUUUCUAUUCGCGCUUGCAUUCCGACGUCUUACCGGUGGUGUUCAUCGUGCAUGCCAGCGAGCUGGUGCGACCGGGCUCGCAUCCAUAUUUCUGCACGGGCUGUCCCACUUCUGACUGUCAAUGACGGCAGCUGUUGAAUGUAACAUAUGGAACCCUCAAAACAGCCAGCGUUGACGGAUUGCCAACGUGUCGUCCAUCCAAAAAUCGUGGUUCACACUCCACGGCGAUAUGUGGCCCGGUCCAUUGCGUUGGCGUUGGUAGCGCUGACGCUGACGAUAUGCUGGCUAUUCCCGUCCGAUUUAUCCGAAUUUCAAAGUAGGAUCGAGUUUGUCGAGGAGGAAUUUAGCUGGAGUCAGAUCACGCCGUCAUCGUCGUUGCAAUAUCAUGAUUGCUUCGAGGGAUUUCAAUGCGCCCGUCUGGAGGUCCCUAUGGACUACCACCGACCGGACGGCAAGGGCCGUCGCGUGGCGGUUGCGGUUACACGUCUACCAGCAAAGGUGCCUGUGACAGAUCCUCGCUACGGGGGGCCUAUCUUGAUCAACCCCGGUGGCCCUGGUGGCUCUGGCAUUGCCCAGGUCCUACGCACGGGUCGAAACUUUCAAACAAUUGUAGAUGCAGGGGUCAACCCGAAAGAGGAGCAGGAGCCGUGGCAGAGUCAUAAUCGGUAUUUUGAUAUCAUUGGCUUUGAUCCUCGCGGGGUGAAUAACACCACUCCCGGGUUUGGAUGCUUCCCGGAUCUCUUCUCGCAGAAGAACUGGGAGCUGCAGGCCGAGGCAGAAGGCAUGUUGAGCAGCUCCAGCGAUGCCUUUGUGCGCAACUGGCAGCGCACCGUCGCCCUGAACACGGGUUGUUCCGCCAGACUGUCGGCCGCACCAGAAAAUGAACAGGAAGCAUUGGGCGAGCAUAUCAACACCCCUCCGGUCGCCCGCGAUAUGCUGGAAAUCAUCGAACGACACGCCGAGUGGCGUGAAAAGGAGGGUCAGGCCGAACAGCGUCGACGCGACCGUACGGAUGGUCGUGACGCAGAGCAGUCCAUCAUAAGACGCACAAAGUGGAAUCGCGGCCAAGAAAAACUCCUCUACUGGGGACGCUCUUAUGGCACGAUCUUGGGAUCGACCUUUGCAAACAUGUUCCCCGACCGAAUCACGCGAGCCGUCCUCGACGGGGUCGUUGAUAUUGACAAAUACUAUCUAAACCACGGCCACAACUCCAUUAUCGAUGCGGAUCAGAUAUUCGACCAAUUUGCGCAUUACUGUGCUUCCGCAGGUGCAGAGCUCUGUCCGUUCUACAACGACGACGGAGCUGCCGGAAUCAAACAGGCGUAUCGCUCGUUGGAGGAUCAACUGUGCAAUGCCUCUCUCCCCGUUCCUGCGUCCGAGUCGCGUGGCCCGGAACUCAUUACUUGGACGGAUCUCAAACAGACCCUUCGGAUCGCGAUGUACCAACCCCUGGAGGGAUUUCCCCUGCUAGCACGACACGCGCGGUCACUUGCGGAUGGAGACGGGUCUGAGGUCGCCGAUUUCAAACAGAAGCGCCGUCUCCCUUCCUGCCCAUCAACGCAGUGUCUUCUAGACGGACCCUGGUCUAUAUCUUGUCAGCCCUCCGGCGCGAAUGAAAUCUAUGCGAGUGCGGCUGUAUUGUGCACAGAUGCGGACUACCUGCAGAGGAUGGAUGAGGAGAAAUUCCUACAAGACUGGAACACCCUCCGUGAAGACAGCUCCAUGCUCGGCGACUACUGGGCGCAUAUCGGGUUGGGAUGCGUCGGAUGGAAUGUGAAAGCCAAAUGGAAGGUUCCAGGUCCCUAUUCUGCGAACGUGUCCCAUCCACUGCUGUUCGUCAGCAACACGCUCGAUCCGGUCACGCCGCUGCGAAGUGCGGAAAACAUGGUCAAGAAAUUCCCCGGCUCGGCUUUACUUCGGCAGGCCUCGGAGGGACAUUCCACGCUAUCCGCGCCCUCGCUCUGCGUGAACAAGGCGAUUCGCAAAUACUUCCAGACGGGUGAACUGCCGGCGCCCGAUACACUGUGUCAGGGGGAUUUCGUUCCUUUCCUCGGUGUGCCGGCCAAAGGGCAGGACAUAACGCUGGAGGACCAGAAGCUGUGGGAAGCGAUCAUGGACGAUGCGCGUCAUACUCGGAGUCAGAACACACCAUUUUAGCGGGAUGCCAGAAUAGGAGAUCCCGCGCCUUCGAUGCUUAUCGAUAAGAUGAGGGGUAGCUUGAUGACUGACUUAUGUAUGAGCUCUGUGGUUAUACAGGAUUUAGCUGGUUAUAUAUCAUUCAUGUUGGCUGUUUGUUGUUUGCUGCUUUCCUGUGUAUUCCGUAAUUGCUGCCGAAAUGUCACUUCAUGU